UCUGAAACCCUUCUGGAUGGAAGAGAUCCAGUUGAGUCCAACCUCUGCUUCCCCAAUUUCAUUUGAGAUUCUCGCCAAAAUCUCUUUUAUCUAUGAUUUCAAUUUCAGUAUUGCAAAAUGCCAAUUUUGGCACAAUCGGUUGGCAAUUGGCAAGAAAAGUCCCAGGCUCCUGUCUCCAAUGAACCCCAAGUGCUCUCCGAUGAACCCCAAGUGCUCCUAAGUGGUAUCAUUUUCUAUCAGUAUUGCAAAAUGCCAAUUUUUGCACAGGAUUUGGUGCAGGUUCAUUACCAAGUCGAAAUCCAGUUGCACACCAGAAGAUAUGCACCUAUUUGUGCUGAUGGUGGUGAAGCAGUUGAAGAAGGGGGCAUUAAUGAUGUUGCUCAUGGUGUUAAUUUUAAGAUAGCUUCCAAUGGUGAAGGGCUACAAGAAAAGGAGUGUGGGAGAGAAGUUAAACCAAUAUUCAUGCUUCGUGUCUUUUAGAAAGUACCACUUUGCAUUAUAUAACUGGUCUUCCAGGUGCAUAGAUCUUUCAAAUUUAAUCCUUUCACCAUCUGAUGCUGCUUAUCAUUGAUUCAAUUUGUUAUUAUCAUUGAUUUCUGGUUAUUUACCACAUUCUAUUGUGCAUUGGAUGGUGGAGGUGUGCCACACAAUUUUAGUGUUUUAAUGAGAAAUCCAAACUCUGAAGUAGGCUAUUUGAUUCUAGAUUUCCACCUUUCUUUGCUAGGAUGCAGUUUGUAAUAGCUUGGUUCUACCUCUAUCAUAGAGUAGCAAAAUCCUUGCCAGUGGUUUUGCAUUGGAGCUUCCCACCUUCAUCCCCAAUUUCUGCAGUUAUGAUGAUGGAACUGUAAACGUUGCAGCUGCUCAACCAAAAGCUAUAGGAAUCUCAUUACCUUCCAAGAACAAUUACACUCAAGGCAAUGUGGUUUCACCAUUCAGCAAAAUAGUGUCGGCUCAAUCAAGUUUAAAGCCAUGGUCCAUUCAAGGAUGGCAGGCAACCAUGGAGGAUGCUAAAUUCAGGGUUUUGAAAUGAGGUUAACUUCAAAGCGUUUAAAAUGAGCAAAGAUUGAAUGAUGCUGGUAGUGAUUCUGAAAAUGAACAACUGAUGAUGGUGUGAUGAAAUGGGGAAGAGGAAGAUGCAAGUCUUGUAGAGGUACAUGUUUUGUUAUUAUAUUUCUUGUUCCAUUUUGGUAAUUCCAAAAUCUACUGCAGAUUUUUUGAAAAGACUUGUUUCUCUUAGCAUUUUUGGUGGCUGCUCUUUGUUUGUUUAGAGGAGAUUUCUUAUUUUCUUAAAUGCGUUCCUUCUGGAUAUGGUUAUUUUUGUUCAGAUUUUUGAGAAUUUGGUAGUUAGUUCUAAUAAAUUUAUUCAGUUGUU
Messenger RNA from Rubroshorea leprosula, 1372 nucleotides. Lineage: Eukaryota; Viridiplantae; Streptophyta; Magnoliopsida; Malvales; Dipterocarpaceae. The record is from the annotation of a GenBank genome assembly.